This is a messenger RNA of Xyrichtys novacula (pearly razorfish), 5811 nucleotides long. The record is from the annotation of a GenBank genome assembly. Lineage: Eukaryota; Metazoa; Chordata; Actinopteri; Labriformes; Labridae.
AUGGGCAGCUCACAGAUUAGAGAUUUUGACAGCAUUACAUCUUUCCUUGGAUCUUGGGGAGCCUUUCAGCUAAGGAUUUUUAUAGCACUGGGAAUCAGCAUCCUCCCAAAUGGAUUUAAUGGAACAUACAUAGUAUUUGUGGCUGACAUCCCACCUCAUGAGUGCUACAUCCCUGAAAGUAACAUCAGUGAGGUGUGGAGAAACGUGACGAUCCCUUUGGAGAUUGUCAAUGGCGUUGAAAAGCGCAGCUCUUGCUCAAGGCUUAACCUUGAAAUUGUCAGUAACUACUCUCAAAAAAAUAUGAUCCCAAAUGUUGAUGUAAAUGUGAGCGAAAUUCCUCGGGAGAGUUGUCUGAAUGGAUGGAUUUACAGCCGAGAAAUCUACCAGUCAACCAUUGUCACAGAGGUGAGUGAUCCUAAAUCAUUACUUAACUGUUCUUGGAACACAUUUUAGAAAUCAUCGUUAAUAAAUGGUAUUUAGAAAAGCUUCUUUGUGGAUAAAAAGUGACAAAUGAUCAGAUCCAAGCUUGUUUUAUCUUGUCUGUCUGAAAGAAGAAGAAAAGUCCUGUAAGUACUACUAAAACAAUCGAUGACAAGGUUGGUUUUGGUUUAUUGAAACAGGAGAAAUUAGUAAAAUGCAAGCGAUAAGUCUCUUUAUAUAGUGUUGUUGCUUUUUCCUAUCUAUAAAAUGUUGAAUUACAUGAUGUCACUGUUUGAAUCCAGGAUCUAGAUGUUGAACAAUGGACCAACUCACAGACUUUCUUGCUUAAUUUUCAAUAAAGCAAGAAGAAAAAGAGGUUUCAUGCAUACAAAAUGAUAACUAUUUAAAUAUUUUCAAGGAUAUAUGGACAAAAACAGUGACUCAGUAAACCUCUAAUCACGAAUCGUUGCGCUAAUAUAGUCUAACUACAUGCUAAUGUUUGCAGAGCUGGCGUACCUGCUCCACCGGCUUUAAAACUGAUCUGUGUUUUACUAUAAAUUGGGUUAAAAGUCGAGAUUAUGAUCCACAUUGUUACUCAUUCGGAUAAUUAAAGUAGGGAUACACUCUGUUGAUUUUGCAGUGGGACCUGGUGUGUGACGAAGCGUAUAAAGUACCACUGGCCACCUCCAUCCAUUACGUGGGUGUCCUUGUUGGAGCAUUUAUCUCAGGUCAGAUGUCUGACAGGUCAGUGGUCUUCACAGCAAUGUCGAACUUUUUCAACUGUCGAAUUGUCUUUGGUUUUGAAGGCAUAUUCACUGCUUUUCAGGUAUGGAAGGAGGCCUACACUUUUUAUCAUGAUGGCUCUUCAGGUCAUUGCAGUCACAGCGCAGAUAUUCUCACCAAGCUGGGAGAUCUUCACCUUCAUAUUCUUUUUUGUGGGCGCAGGAGGAUACUCCAACUACACCGUCGCAUAUGUGCUGGGUAGGUAGUUUUCCAAUACAGAUAUGCCACAUGCCCAAAUGAGUUGUUUUACCCCAGUGUUGUCAUCCAGUCCUGAGUCCCCAGUAUUCAAGUUAAGUCCAGGUCACCGUAGAAGAACCGGAGGCCCAGUCUAUAAAUGAAUGAUUGUGUGAACCUUGACCAGCUGUGUGAGAGCUUUUGGAUGGGACGUCACCAACAGUCCAAGCGACUUUAGUAGCUCUCUUACUGUUUUUGGACUCAUUCUGGACAGAUGUCUGUUUAAGUUUGAGUUUGUCUCAGUCCUCUCCUUAAUGGUUCUCAUAUCAUAUCGAAAAUCAAAUGCGCAUCUGUAGAAACUGUCGUUGGAAGUGUUGCUGAACAAGACGGCACAUGAAAAUGCUUUCAGGCAAAUACAUAUGGCAGCCCUCAAACUGAAUAAAUGAACUGGGCCUUUCUUUAAAAACUUACAGUAUAAUUUUUUUUUUUUUGAACAAUAUAUUUAUUGAACUUUUACAUAUACAAGUAUACAAAAACAUGGACAGUUGGACAAUGAAAUGUAUGAAAUGUAUGAAAAAGACCAUACUUCGAGUUGUCCAGACAACUAUCAAUAACAAAAUAAGUAAAUAGAAAGUAAAAUAUAAAAAAGGACAGGGUGACAUGAGACAAAACAGAAAUGAAUAAAAAAAUAAAAUAAAACAUACAUAUACUCUCUCUAGUAUAACAUAAACUUUAAAACAUUUUUGAUAACUUCCUUUUUUGAUCAACAGGUACGGAGAUCCUAAGUGUCAAAGCCAGAGUGGUCUUCUGCUCCCUGGGUGUUUUUAUGGGCUCUGCUUUGGGCUACAUGGCGAGCCCAGCUGUAGCUUACUUCCUGCGGGAUUGGCGGAUGCUGUUAAUAGCCAUGGCUGCUGUAGGCCUGCUGUAUGUCCCUCUGUGGUGGUAAGAAGAUUCAAACUUUUGGUUUUGCGCUGGACGCGGUCAGCACUCUUUGUUGUGACAGAGGGAGAUCUUUCUUGUUGGGCAGCAUCCUGAGUAUGAAAUCUGUGAUGAACCUGUUACAGUUUGGCACACUUGUGUUUGUGGACAAAAAUAACUUUAUGGCUGUACAGGAUAGCAGAUUGUUUGGGUUUAGUGCUCUUAUCUAACGUCUCUGAGUAUCCUCUGUUAAUGUUUUGUCUGUGUAUGUUUUUUUUUAAUGUCUAGGAUUGUUCCAGAGUCUCCUCGCUGGCUCUUCUAUCAGGGAAGAGUGAAGGAGGCUGAGGCCAUACUGAGAGACGCUGCCAAAAUGAACAAAAUCAAGGCCCCAGAGGCCAUUUUUACGACAGCUGAGGUAAGAUUCUCAGUUGUUUUAUGAUUAACAUGUCAUAAAGAUAACGGUGCAGUUGAAAACACACGUGCACGGGUUACAGUUUCAUGCGAGGUCAAUCAGGUCACAACCAUCUCUGACUAAGGAUUACACUCCUGAACAUAUAUGUGUUUUAGAUAACAACUCUCAUACCUGAGCCCCAUACAAAGAAACAGCAAACUGCUUUAGCUCGUUACACAUUGUCAAGAGAUUUUUUCCAAUGAAGUUAUUUUCAAGCUUGCAGAUUCUGAGCAAUCAUUAGUCAAAAUGAAGUUUAAUCAUCACCACAAACCUGUACAGAUACUCCAGCUUAGUCGGGGCAGUCAGUCCAACAUGUGCGCUGUGUGCAAAAAAGAAUACAUGGAAAUAAUGCUAACUUUGCCCUUUGGCUGGACCCAUCAGAGGAACCUCCUGGAUCAGCACACAUCCACACUCACACACACACAUAACCAAGAAUGAUGGGGGGUGACAGCUAACUUUGCCCUUUGGCUGGACCCAUCCACACUCACACACACAUACACACAUAACCAAGAAUGAUGGGGGUGACAGCUAACGUUGUUAUGACAGAUUCACAGAGCUGUCACAUCCAAACAAGAGACAGACAAGAUCUGCACAUGGAUUUCAAAGAACAAAGAAAGUGAUUAAGAGUUUGAUCUACGGUCACUGUGGGACUUCUUAGGUUCAAUUGUUUCAUCUGCACCUGUUUUUUGUUGUAGAUUGAGAACGCACUGGCCACGAAAGACGACAAACCUACGAUCACAAUUAUCAUAAGCAACUGCACUGUUUUUUCUCUAACAGUACUGUGCUCACUGCUGUGGUAAGGCAACCAAUUUCUUACAACUCAUCAGAUUUACACAUGGACCAUAAAACUAUAGGGGAGAGUGGGGUAAGAUGAGCCAUUUUUCAUAUUUCGCAUCACUCCAUCCAUGUAUGGGCUAAGUUGAGUUUUGUAAAAAUCCAUUUUAACAUGAGAAUAUCUUUAAGUGGUUCAGAACAUUUAUAGCUGUAUUUUUGAAAAGAAAAAGUAACACAUUUUAACAAUCUGAUCUGAAACUCUGAUCCUCUCAUCAGACUUCUUUACUUACCCCAGAACAACUAUUAUGACUUUAUUAGUCCUCUAAACUAAAAUGGAGGACUUUUAUACUAGGUUUUUGACCUCAUGUUGUGUCUCAUAGAUACCACAAUUGAUGUAUAAAACAAAUUUAAAAUGAUCUUUUUUGUUCUGAACACAAUUCUGAGAAAACUUCAGACAGACUAAAUUCACUUUUAAUAAGAGGGAAAAAUGUUUUUUUUGUAAAUAAAUGUCUAACCCCUUCAUCCAUGAUGCCCAUCUCCUAAAUAUUAGGUCACAUGAUCAAUUUCUUUUACCAUUUCCAAGCAACAGGGGGUGGCUCAACUUACCCCACUCUCCUCUAAUGGUUGCACUUUUACAACACAUAACCAGAUUUGUGAUAUUUCAAACAGUUUGAUCCCAAAUUUCUUGUUUUCACUGUCUGUGCAGGAUCAUCAUCACCAUCGGCUACUACGCUUUAACUCUCAACACCUCAAACCUGCACGGCAACCCUUAUUUAAACUGCUUCCUGUCUGCGUCGACAGAAGUGCCGGCAUACCUGAUCGCUCUUUUGCUGCUCAGAUUUUGCCCCAGGCGCUUUUGUCAGUCGUCUACGCUGAUGCUCGGAGGAGUUAUGAUCCUCUGUGUUAACCUCAUCCCAAUGGGUAAUUCAAAAAUAGUGGAGCUGUUGGUUUGUGGCAGUACAUCCACCAAAAUCCAAAGCUGGUGGGGUUCAUCCUCUGGGAAUCAUGAAAUUGUACAAAACUUGUAUGAAACAGAAACUUCUGUGCAUUAUUAUUUAUUAUUAUGUGACACAUCCUAAUGCUAUGUUCCAAUUUUGCCUGUUCAGUGUUGUAAAUACAUGUUUAAAUGUCCUCUGUUGUCAAAGGUCUUCCAGCGGUGUCCAUUUCUCUUGAGAUGUUGGGGAAGUUCGGGAUGACAUCUGCUUUUUGCAUAGUGUAUGCCGUCACAUCCGAGCAGUUCCCCACUUUUAUAAGAAACACGGCCAUGGGGUGUUGUUCAAUGGCUGGUCGCAUCGGAACAAUCAUCUCCCCCUUUAUCAUUUAUCUGGGUGAGUGUAUGCAGUCUAACGUGAGUAUUUCCAGCAAUUAGCCAGUGCCGGGGCAGUUUCUCUGACCCAGACUGUGACAUUUAUCGGAAAUUCAUAAUCUAAUCCGAGAGACAAUGAACCUGCAAAAUGAUGGUUAAUUAAGGAUUUGUCUCCGGCAUUCUUGAUCUACAAAUUGUCUAAUGGGUUUUUAACUAAUAGACAAAAACAGAAAAUUAAAGACAAUAGAGCGGGUAGUUGUUUAUCCUUUUUCAAAAUUUCAAGACUAAAAUAUUUAUGGAGAAAAGUCUUGAUCUUCUCUUAUAUGUUAUUCUUCUUUUUUGCAGGUCAAUUUUACAAAUCCCUCCCGUACAUAGUGAUGGGAGGGGUUGCUGUUAUUGGAGCCAUCUUAUCUCUCCUGCUGCCAGAGACAUUUAACAUCCCUCUGCCGGAGAGUGUUUCACAGAUGCAGCAGAUAUGCAGGUGAGCAAUAAGAUAUCAAGAGAUGUUUACCGGACACAAAUUUUGCUUAAGUUAUUGCGAAAAUUCAGAUUUACUUGUAAUUCGACUUUCAAGUACCAGCAAGAGCUUUUCUAUUUGAUUAAAAAAGAAGAAAAGUGCAGGUGGGGAUCAUGCCUUAAAUCUUCCAGUUCUAAGACAACCCUCUGUACCUCCUCUAUCCAUGCUGAGAAAUGGCAGCAUGUAGGCGGUUGAAAAAAAAUACUUUUGAUAAACUCGGGUUUCAUCAAAGCUUUUAAAUUCUGUUUUUAUUGAAGUUUAUUUAAAGUGCAGCUCUUCAAAGCGUUGCAUAUCUCAUUAACCGUAAAUUUGCCAUUUUUGCACCAGCUUGUUCUGUUGUUUUGUGUGUUUGACCAAAUGUUCUCCCAAUGUUGAUACAGGGGAAGAAAAGAGAAGGAAAAGGAGGAAAAGAAAGCCGAUGCUGGAGGAAACACAGCUGAUUAUCAGAAAAAAGAAACCAAGUUGUAG